AUGAAGAGGUUCAUCCGGCAAAUCAAAGGAAAGCGCCUUCGAAGCAGAGACGGAGGCGGGCAAACAGGCGCUCUGGAUGAUGAAGCAUCGAGUGUUGAACAGGAGCGAUUACCUCCAGAACUGCAAGCUCUGGCAGACGAUUCCCGCCGCUAUGGGCUCAGAAGACUCCCCUCACUACCAGAAACACCUAUAUCUGACCAGACUUACGAAGUCAGCAUUGUUGCCGUGCUCGGUCUCGGAGGUGAUUACUACAGGACUUGGGCGAGCCGCGAUCCCCAGACACCGACCUUGUGGCUUUCACAACUUCUUCCGAAAGACUUGGAUGGCGCACGAAUUUAUUCCUUUGGGUAUGAAUCUGCACCAGCCUUCAGCCGCUCCGUGACAGGCAUCAGCGACGCCGCGAACGACCUACUCCAUGGCUUAAAGUUUCUGACCGAGCAGGGUACGCCACAUAGAGGGAGUCAGAUCGCAGCGUUGGCUCCCCUGGCAACAUUUAUCAAUUUCUGGUUGAAUCUCUCAUUCACCUCGAAUUUUACUGGUUCGAUGAGGCUCGAUCUAUUCAGCAUGUUGUCGCGAGAUUCGGCAAAGCUCGAUGAGGUCAACCAAUCAUUCAAACGAAGAGCCGCUGCCAUGACCAUUAUUUCGUGCUACGAAAGAGUGAUACCUCCUGGUUGUUCUAAACUGGUCGUUGAAAAACAAUCUGCCAUUCUUGGACUACCGGAGGAAAUCGAGAUCUCUAUUCAAGCCGAUCACAUGGCCAUGUGCCGCUUCUCGUCAAGGAAUGAUCCUGGUUACGAACCACUGGCGCGAGCCAUAGUCUAUGCUGUGAAGCAGAUGACGCCAGACACCUCGUAUCAUUCUUUCACAGAAUCGGAAAGUAGAUACAUGGCGACGUUAAGCCGACAACCUGAUGUUCCUAUUGAUGAGCCCUUGCACGGUACUUGUGUCUGGUCCGUCUCACUCGAGAAUAUCGCGAUUGGCCGGCCGAACCUAAGCCAGCUGUUCUGUGGUUGA
Fonsecaea pedrosoi CBS 271.37 is the source of this 1014-nucleotide messenger RNA. RefSeq lists its product as uncharacterized. The record is from RefSeq and is a predicted model, not a curated record. The transcript has 5 exons. NCBI's taxonomy places the organism in Eukaryota, Fungi, Ascomycota, Eurotiomycetes, Chaetothyriales, Herpotrichiellaceae. Bases 1 to 1014 code for a protein of 337 amino acids.